UACAUUUUAAAGCUUCUACAAUACUGUUAAUGAUGUGGCUUGGAUCCAAGUUCAGAAGACUCGCUGCUGCACUGUAACAUUUCCUACGCUAGUCAUCCUGUGACAUACCUGCCUGAGCCCCGGUGCUCCACAGUUACAAGGCGGGGGGUCGCCGCUGCCUUGCCGAUCAAGUCAACAUGAGGUUCCGCAUCUACAAGAGGAAAGUGCUACUCCUGGCUCUCGUUAUGCUGGUCGCCGCCUUCGCCUUCUGGACCGGCGGAAAACCAAGGAAAAACGGAGCGUUUCCGAAGGACGACGAAACUUCCAGGAGCAGCGGGCGAGCUGGUGGCGGAAACCCGACCAGGAAAGUUUCCAACGAGUCCCAGCCGAGCAGGUUCGACAGACCAGAGGUCGACAACCUGACCCAGGUGUACCGCAGCAUCGUUUACCAGCUGAACUUCGAUCAGACUGUCCGAAACCAGGAAACCAUAAAGACACGUCCUCCAAACGACUUGGUGGUGGUGGUUCAAGUGCACGACAGACCCGAUUACUUGCAGAUCCUCGUCAAUUCGCUCAGAAAAGCCAAAGGAAUAGAAAACGUCCUGUUAAUCUUCAGCCACGACUUCUGGUCUCCGCAGAUCAACCACAUCGUAGCUGGUAUCGAUUUUUGUCAAGUGUUGCAAAUAUUUUUUCCAUUCAGUAUCCAGUUGUAUCCCAACGAAUUCCCAGGACACGAUCCCAGAGACUGCCCACGUGACUUAAGCAAGGUGAAUGCGCUCAAACUGGGCUGUAUCAAUGCUGAAUAUCCAGAUUCAUUUGGCCAUUAUCGGGAAUCCAAAUUCUGUCAGACCAAGCAUCACUGGUGGUGGAAGUUGCACUUUGUUUGGGAAAGGGUAAAAGUUUUGGAAGAUCAUAAGGGUUUAGUGCUGUUCAUUGAAGAAGACCACUAUUUGUCACCUGAUUUCUAUUAUGUCUUGAAAAAUAUGUGGCAUCUAAAGGGUGAAAGUUGCCCUGAUUGUGACAUCUUGUCCCUUGGUACAUAUGUACGUGUCAGUGAUUUCACAGAAAAAACCAAUAAGGUAGAAGUGAAAACCUGGCGAUCAACAGAACACAACAUGGGCAUGGCUAUGACUAGAGACACAUAUCAAAAAUUGAUUACGUGCACAAAUACUUUCUGUGAAUACGAUGACUACAACUGGGACUGGACAUUACAGUAUUUAACAGUAUCCUGUCUGCCUCGGUAUUGGAAAGUUAUGGUUUGUGAAGCUCCUCGUAUUUUCCAUGCUGGAGAUUGUGGUAUGCAUCACAAGAAAGCUUGCAUGCCAUCUGUUGAAAUUUCUAAAAUUGACAGAAUUAUAAGUAGCAACAUACAGCACUUGUUUCCAGAAACCAUGGCAAUAAGUGAAAUAUAUCCAUUGGCUGCAAUCAGCCCACAUGUGAAGAAUGGAGGUUGGGGAGAUAUUAGGGACCAUGAACUUUGUGCAAGUUACCGCCGGCUCCAGUAAUUAUGAUAUAAGUUUCCAUACCAGAUCAUGUUUUUAAUAGUUGUUUAGUUUUCUCCUGUUAUUAAAAACACAACAAUGGGAUACAAUCCUUGACUUUCAAGAUUAAAAAUAAAUGGCUGCCUUGAUGGCUCAGUUAGUAAAUACACCAAUAAGGUGUGACAUUGAGCUUUAAGGACUAGGGAGGCCCCAAGUAAUACCUGGUCUGUGAUGAGUAAGCUGAUCUCAGCCGGGGUUGCAGUAGGGGAUGUUGCAAUUGAAUUUGGUAUCCUCUGGUUUAGGAAAAUGAAAAUUCAGCCAUGGUGCCCAUUCCUGAUCACUAUCCAGUGACCAUGCUGGAAAAUUAAUUUUGACAAUGUUUGAUAAGGACAGUUUCAGCUCGGCUGUAUGCUGCUCACAUUUGAAUAUAGCCAGUCGGCACUCACUGACUGGGCCCAUGUUUGAAGAAUAAGGUGCUGGACAACUACUGGUGCCUGUGGACCUGUACCCAGCCAUGAGUUAUUGCCUUUACAAGAAAAGCAGAAGGAAGAUUUUUUGUUUUUUAAAGAAAUUAAGCCCUUGUAGCAAGAGUUACCAUUUUCUUCAUUAACUUUGUGGAUGUUCUGGUGACUGAAGAGGAGAAAAUGGUGUAUGCAACUGAGAAUGCAAAGAAGCCAAAGGUGCUCGUUUCAUCACGUGGUUGUAGUUUUUACAGUUCUGUUUUCAUUAUUCUGUUAACUUUACAGAUGAGCCUUGUUUAGCUCAGUGUUGUCACUCUGCUCUUUUAAUGUAUCAGUACUACAAGAAAAAUACCACAUGGUAAUAUGCCUUAAUGUGUGGUAUACUAGUGAUUUAUAAAUUUAUCACCCAAGUUACUUCUGCCACCAGUAACAAACCUGCAACCAGAAAUGCUUAGUAUUAUAUAAAGCUCAAAAAUUCUCCCACCGUAAAAUGCCCAGAAAUGAAAAAAGCAAAAGCUUUUUAAUAAUAGCACCGGGUGUUUUUCAAAGUUCGAGUGAAAUUGAUAUGAACAAUUUAUUGGUGCCCCAUUGUUUGUUGAAGUUUUAGUAAAGGAGAAGAAAAAAAAGUACCCAGUGUGGCUCUGUGAAAAUUUUGCCCACUCACCAGUACCCUACUGAAAUCUUAGUGACAAUACUGUUCUCUAAAAGCACAAAUCUGUAACUGAGAUAACAAUGCAAAGGUUUCAGUUAAAUGUUAAUAAUUUCAUUUAAAAAAAAACAGCAUGUCUAUUUUUUCCCCAGUUGUUGGAAUUAAUCGGGUUCAGUUGAUUUAACAGAUGUUGCCUCAUGGCAGUUUGAGAGACCUGAAAUGGUCCACUGUUUAAAAGCAAAUGCCUUGGUUGUAACUUUUUUUGUAUUUGUGUACAACCACCUCAAAUAAAAGGAACAGGAAAGCAA
Carcharodon carcharias (great white shark) is the source of this 2878-nucleotide messenger RNA. RefSeq names its product alpha-1,6-mannosyl-glycoprotein 2-beta-N-acetylglucosaminyltransferase (gene mgat2). The record is from RefSeq and is a predicted model, not a curated record. Lineage: Eukaryota; Metazoa; Chordata; Chondrichthyes; Lamniformes; Lamnidae. Gene Ontology annotation, cellular component: Golgi stack; Golgi membrane. Gene Ontology annotation, biological process: protein N-linked glycosylation; oligosaccharide biosynthetic process. The transcript has 2 exons. Gene Ontology annotation, molecular function: alpha-1,6-mannosylglycoprotein 2-beta-N-acetylglucosaminyltransferase activity. The coding region runs from base 177 to 1484 and encodes 435 amino acids.